AUGGAGUUUGUCACAGCCCUUCGGGGCACCUUCGAUGAGCAGAAGCCAUCGCUCUUCGAAGUUCUCUCCGAACAGCAGCUCAACGCCCUGCUUCCGCCAACCCUCCGCUAUCUCCUUACCAUCGCGACGCAUCGACACCCACGAUAUCUUUUGCGAAUACUCAACUCGUUCGAUGAGAUAUACGCUGCAGUUAUGUUGCUUAUUGAGCGGCAUUACCUGCGCACACGAGGUGGUUCCUUCACAGAGCACUUCUAUGGCUUGAAGCGCGAAAAGGGCCUCCACGCCGAAGUCCCGCGCGCGAGCAUGUCAUCGCCUGAUAUUGUGCGCGAGACAUUAAAGCUCACAACUAAGGAUGUGUGGAAGAACCUGCUCGUUAUCGUGGGCAUCCCUUACCUGAAGCGGAAGCUAGAUGAGAGCUACGAAGUGAAUGCGCCGAGAGCUCUACUUGGCGCAGCAUACACGCGAAUGCCAGAUAACCCGACACUUCGCGAUAGAUUCCUAUACUAUUACCGAUGGUUCCUCAGAAACAUAUACCCGAGCGUCAAUGCCGGCUACUACUUUGCCAUGCUCGCGUUCAAUGUGGCUUACCUGUUUGACGGGAGCAAAUAUCAUAGCCCACUCAUGUGGCUGAUAGGAACACGUAUACGAAGAAUGUCGGGAGCGGACUACCAAGCAAUCGAUGCUUUGACGCGGACACCCGAGACAGGACACAGACCGGGGUGGCGGUCGUUGCUAAAUCCUCGUGAGAUGGGCCCUCGGGUGUUGUCAAGCUUAUCGAUACUGUUACCAACAAGCAUCUUUGCGCUCAAAUUCUUGGAGUGGUGGUAUCAGUCAGAUUUUGCAAAGCAACUUUCACGAAAAGCGACCGAGAGCGUUGGUUUACCCCCGCCCGUGAUAGCAGCAGAUGGCAAGGGAGGGUCCGAUAAGAAGAAGUCAGAAAAGAAGAAGGAAGAGUCGAACGUGGAGGGAGAUGCGACUCCUUUGGCCGAAAAUGCACCCAUCGCCACUCCCUCGCUACUGCCUGUCUAUACCGUUCCAUUCCCAAGCGAUUCGGCAUUGUGCCCAAUCUGUGUCGAUGAAAUCGUCACCCCAACAGCAUGUCAAACCGGUAUCGUUUAUUGCUAUACAUGUAUCCACAAAUGGAUCGAGGGUCAACAUCAGAAACAGGAGGAUUUUAUGGAGACACACGAGGGCAAGUGGGAGAGUGGCCAAGGGAGAUGCGCAGUGACAGGCAGAAGGGUUCUGGGUGGAACAGAAGGCCUAAGGCGGAUAAUGGUAUAG
Molecule: messenger RNA, 1281 nt
Organism: Fusarium sp. VM40
Lineage: Eukaryota; Fungi; Ascomycota; Sordariomycetes; Hypocreales; Nectriaceae
Source: the annotation of a GenBank genome assembly